Dalotia coriaria is the source of this 1649-nucleotide messenger RNA. Its product is annotated as E3 ubiquitin-protein ligase RMND5A-like. Gene Ontology annotation, molecular function: protein binding; ubiquitin protein ligase activity. Gene Ontology annotation, cellular component: GID complex; cytoplasm; nucleus. The transcript is spliced from 4 exons. Bases 157 to 1344 code for a protein of 395 amino acids. Lineage: Eukaryota; Metazoa; Arthropoda; Insecta; Coleoptera; Staphylinidae. Gene Ontology annotation, biological process: proteasome-mediated ubiquitin-dependent protein catabolic process. The record is from RefSeq and is a predicted model, not a curated record.
CAACCCUGCAUACACCGAAAAUGACAAGUCACGAAAACAAAUGUUGAGUCUCCGUUAGCAAACAACAACAAUAGACCAUAGCUGCUUACAACUCGUAAAUCUCGUAUAUCCUCGAAAGUGCGUCGUGGUGCGUUACUAGCCAAAACCCCAUCAACAAUGGACGCCUGCUACGCAGUAGAAAAAGAAGUCGAUCGUGUCCUCUCCAAGUUCCAAGGCAUCGAUGACCAUACAACGCGUUCAUUACAAGACCUCAUCGAUACCGUUGAAUAUCUCCGAAAAGAAUGGUCCACUACCCCGGCAGAGCACGAGAUGACCGCAAUACAAAAAGAUGUCCUCAAACAAACAAUGACGAAAAUCAAAGACACUGUCAUGCAUCUCGCCACAGAUCAUCGCGAUCUCCACGGCACCGUCUCCAAAGUAGGCAAAGCAAUCGACCGUAACUUCGUCCCGGAUUUCUCAUCAACCACCAGCAAAGAUGACAUUUUCAACACACCAGACAAAGUGGAAUUGGUCAACAAAGUCAUCAUACAACACCUACAGAGACAUGGCUUCUAUGAAGUGGCUGAUAUUCUCAUGGGUGAAGCAAAUGUAGCACUGGAACACAGCGAUAAAGAAUGUUAUCUGGAAUUGAAUCAUAUUCUCGAUGCACUGCAGCAACACAAACUGGAUCCGGCUCUGCAUUGGGUAGAAGUACAUCGAGAUGCAUUAGCAAUGAAUAACUCUUCAUUAGAGUUUAAACUACACCGACUUAAAUUCAUAGAGUUGAUAAGGCAAGGCCCGCCGGCGCAGAAUGAAGCCAUCGGAUAUGCACGCACGCAUUUCAAACAAUUCGUGAAUAGACACGAAAAAGACAUACAAUCACUCAUGGGAUUGUUGUUAUACGUUCCGAAUGGCAUUGAUAACAGUCCUUAUAGUUGUCUGUUGGAUAGGGAGGAAUGGGUGGAUGUCUAUGAGAUAUUUUUGAAAGAUGCGUGUACUUUACUCGGAAUCAGUGUGAAUUCACCACUGACGACUUGUGUCAAUGCUGGCUGUACUGCUAUCCCUGCUUUAUUGAGUAUUAAACAAGUUAUGAUGCAGCGACAAGUCUCAGGGAUAUGGAAUGGCAAAGAUGAAUUACCUAUUGAAAUUGAUCUUGGUAAUGAUUCACGGUAUCAUUCGAUGUUUGCUUGUCCAAUUCUCCGCCAGCAGUCGACGGAUAUCAACCCGCCGAUGAGAUUAGUCUGCGGACACGUUAUAUCUCGUGAUGCGCUCAAUAAAUUGUGUAAUGGCAGCAAUUUUAGGAUGAAAUGCCCGUAUUGCCCUAUGGAACAGAGUCCGACCGAUGCGCGUCUUAUCAUUUUCUAAAUUCAUUUUUUUCAUGUACACAUCAGCUACACUACACUUCCACUUACAGUAAAAUAAUAGAUCUCUGACGAUUUGCAGUUUGUAGGUGAGUUAUGUUAACACACGUUUGUUUUUGCGGAGAAAUUUGUUUAUUUGUUGGGAUUUUUCAAGUCGAAUACGAAGAUUAAUGUGUUACUUUUAGUUAGAUGAAGAAUAUUGGACUUAGCAUAGGAUGGAAUAACAGAUAUAUGCAUUGUUUUACAGUUUACACUUUAUAAAAGAGUCUGGUGUAAUAAAAUAUUAAUAUAUUUAGUAAAAGUAAGAAA